AUGGUCGCGAGGCGCCUCUCCCGCCACGGGAACUGUAUUGGACGUGGUGCUCGUCUUGAGCUCCUUGAGGAACAGGCAUCGACGCACGCUCCGAAUCCGGGGGAUGAUCGCGUGCAUGGGGCAUGCAUACCGAGCAGCACCCAGCAACCCGCGGGAGCUGCACCCGCAGCCGCCUCGCGGGCGUCGCCCUCGCCCGCCCCGCAGGCAUCGCCCUCGCCUGUGGCCGCCUCGCGGGCAUCGCCCUUGCCCGCCAUACGGGCGUCGCCUGAGCCCGCUUCGCAGGUGGUGUCUCCUGGGCCGGCCACUUCCUCUCCUGGCCCAGGAACUUCGGCGCUUGAUGGGUCGGCCUCGCCGGGCCACACACCGCCCGCCUCUCCAGCGCCAGAUGGCUCUGGCCGUGGCUCGCCGCGUGCAUGGCUCAUGCUGCUGAGGAUCCCACUGCUGAGCCUCGCCAUUUUCAGCCUCUGCUGCCUGUCUCUGCUCCGGGCUGGCUCCGCCGCGUCCGUCACCGCCGGCGCCACCGACGGCAGCGAGCUCUGGGGAUACGUCGAAGUCCGGCCAAAGGCUCACCUCUUCUGGUGGUACUACAAGAGCCCGCAGAGGGUGUCCACGCCGUCAAAACCAUGGCCCACCGUCCUCUGGCUGCAGGGCGGCCCGGGAGCGUCCGGCGUCGGGAUCGGCAACUUCCUGGAGGUCGGGCCGCUGGACGUCGACCUCAACCCCCGCAACUCCACCUGGCUGCAGAAGGCCGACCUCAUCUUCGUGGACAACCCCGUGGGCGUCGGGUACAGCUACGUGGAGAACGCCAGCGAGCUGGUGACCAGCGACUGGCAGGCGGCCGCGGACGCCACGGCGCUCCUCAGGGCGCUAGCCACGGAGGUGCCCGCCCUGCGGGAGGGCAGCCCGCUGUUCCUCGUCGCCGAGUCCUAUGGCGGCAAGUACGCUGUCACGCUCGGCGUCUCCGCCGUCCGGGCCAUCCGCGCCGGCGAGCUCAACCUCACGCUCGCCGGCGUCGCGCUCGGUGACAGCUUCAUCUCGCCGGAGGACUUCGCGCUCUCCUACGCGCCGCUGCUGCUGGACGUGUCGAGGCUGGACGACAACGCCGGCGACGCCGCCAAAGGGAUGGCGGCGACCGUGAAGGAGCAGAUCGCUGCGGGGCAGUUCGCCGCCGCGUGGAAGUCGUGGACGGACUUGCUUUUGUUUAUCGAGUCAAAGAGCGCCAGCGUUGACACCUAUAACUUCUUGCUUGAAGCCGGCAUGGACCCGGUGUCAGCGGCCUCUUCGUCAUCGGUGGCGGCGGCGAGCAAUGCCCAGACAAUGAAGUACUCGACGUACCUCAGCCGCAAGGAGGCUACAUCUAGCCCCAACACCUUAAGCGGCAUCAUGAAUGGGGUCAUCAAGGAGAAGCUCAAAAUCAUCCCCAGUAACCUCACGUGGCAAGGGAUAUCUGAGCUGGUCUACAACGCGCUGGUCAAUGACUUCAUGAAGCCUAGGAUAGACGAGGUUGAUGAGUUGUUGUCUUACGGCGUGAAUGUGACAGUGUACAAUGGCCAGCUUGAUGUGAUCUGCUCGACGAUCGGCGCAGAAGCAUGGGUGCAGAAGCUCAAAUGGGAGGGGCUAAAGAACUUGACAAGACUGCCAAGGCAACCCCUGUACUGUGGGUCCUCCAAGGUCACCCAGGCCUUCGUCAGAUCCUACAAGAACUUGCAUUUCUACUGGAUCCUUCGAGCCGGACACUUUGUGCCUGCUGACCAGCCUUGCAUUGCACUGAGCAUGAUAGGUAGCAUAACCCAGUCUCCGGCAAGUUAG
Messenger RNA from Triticum aestivum (bread wheat), 1809 nucleotides. RefSeq names its product serine carboxypeptidase-like 51. Gene Ontology annotation, biological process: proteolysis. The coding region runs from base 1 to 1809 and encodes 602 amino acids. Lineage: Eukaryota; Viridiplantae; Streptophyta; Magnoliopsida; Poales; Poaceae. The transcript has 14 exons. Gene Ontology annotation, molecular function: serine-type carboxypeptidase activity. The record is from RefSeq and is a predicted model, not a curated record.